CACUGCGUUCAGUUGUAUGAUUUUAGAUGUUGAAAUACAGAGUCUGUAACGUGAUCAUUUCGGGGGGCUUCACAGUGAAGCUGUCAAAGAUUGGGCGAGGAGCUGGUUAUCUGGAAACGGUUCAGGCGCUCUGUGAGAUUUGUUUUCUGUUGGUGGAACUGGAAGCUCUCCUUUGACUGGCUGGGUUCUCGGUCCUGCGUAUAACAUUUUGUGGGCUUUCCCGUAAGGCUGAAGAAUUUAGCUUGGCUUAGGAAAUGAUGGGUUUUAGAGGUGUCAGGUAUCUCUACGCAACAUAAAUGGGAACUUCCCAGAAUCUGCAAGUAUCGUCUAAUGGCACUGUGAAAAUGCAGUAGGUAAACAUUACAAAGCCAGGAGGCAGACUUGUUUGUUGGUAUUUUGCCCUAGCUGCUCUUUAAUAGGUUUAAAUUGUGUCCAAUGGAUUUCUCCCUGACUGACUUGGACCUGGCUGCCUGGGUGUGUCUGAACAAACACCUUGAAAGCACUGCAAUUUUUCCAGCUUGUCAAAUUAAGAAAGCUUGGACUCAGUGACAAUGAAAUUCAGAGGCUCCCUCCGGAAAUUGCUAACUUCAUGCAGCUGGUGGAACUUGAUGUGUCUCGAAAUGAUAUUCCUGAAAUUCCCGAGAGCAUCUCAUUCUGUAAAGCACUGCAGAUAGCCGACUUCAGCGGAAACCCACUGACCAGGUUGCCAGAAAGCUUUCCUGAGUUACAGAAUUUAACUUGUCUUUCUGUAAAUGACAUCUCCCUGCAGUCUCUGCCUGAAAAUAUUGGCAACCUUUAUAACCUGGCUUCACUGGAACUGAGAGAGAAUCUUCUUACGUAUCUUCCUGACUCUCUUACCCAACUGCGGAGACUAGAAGAACUUGAUCUAGGAAAUAAUGAACUCUAUAACUUGCCGGAAUCCAUCGGAGCUCUCUUUCAUCUGAAGGACCUCUGGCUGGAUGGGAACCAGUUGUCAGAUUUACCUCAGGAAAUAGGAAACCUGAAGAACCUGCUGUGCUUAGAUGUCUCUGAGAACAGGUUGGAAAGACUUCCUGAAGAAAUCAGCGGCCUGGCUUCUUUAACGGAUUUAGUAAUUUCUCAGAAUUUACUGGAGACAAUUCCAGAUGGCAUUGGAAAGCUAAAGAAGCUGUCAAUUCUGAAGGUGGAUCAGAACAGACUUGCCCAGUUGCCUGAAGCAGUGGGGGACUGUGAAAGUCUCACCGAGUUAGUUCUUACAGAAAAUCGACUCCUGACCUUACCUAAAAGCAUUGGAAAACUUAAGAAGUUGAGCAACUUGAAUGUGGACAGAAAUAAAUUAAUGUCUUUACCAAAAGAGAUCGGCGGGUGUUGCAGCCUAACUGUGUUCUGCGUGCGUGACAACAGGCUGACAAGAAUACCUGCAGAGGUGUCGCAGGCCACAGAACUUCAUGUGUUAGACGUGGCAGGAAACAGGUUGCUGCAUCUGCCUUUGUCACUGACCACCUUGAAGCUGAAGGCUCUGUGGUUGUCUGACAACCAGUCCCAGCCUUUGCUCACGUUCCAGACGGACACGGACCACAGCACGGGGGAGAAGAUCCUGACCUGCGUCUUGCUUCCACAGCUGCCCUCUGAGCCUGCUUGUCAGGAGAACCUGCCGCGCUGUGGAGCGCUGGAGAACCUGGUGAGCAGCGUCUCGGACGAAGCCUGGAACGAGCGCACCGUCCACAGAGUCAGCGCCAUCCGCUUUCUGGAAGAGGAGAAGGAUGAAGAAGAAAACGAGACGAGAACACUGCAGAGGCGAGCCACGCCCCACCCGGGAGAGCUGAAGAGCAUGAAGAAGACCGUGGAGAACCUGCGGAACGACAUGAACGCUGCCAAAGGACUGGACUCCAACAAGAACGAGGUCAAUCACACCCCUGACCGGAUGACCACCACGUCGGUGUAGAUCCUGCCUCUGCCUGCCGCGUCCCAGG
Messenger RNA from Perognathus longimembris pacificus (Pacific pocket mouse), 1952 nucleotides. It is a transcript of the gene Lrrc1, whose product is annotated as leucine rich repeat containing 1. Gene Ontology annotation, molecular function: protein binding. The transcript is spliced from 14 exons. The coding region runs from base 590 to 1924 and encodes 444 amino acids. NCBI's taxonomy places the organism in Eukaryota, Metazoa, Chordata, Mammalia, Rodentia, Heteromyidae. Gene Ontology annotation, biological process: neurotransmitter receptor transport postsynaptic membrane to endosome; neurotransmitter receptor transport, endosome to postsynaptic membrane. Gene Ontology annotation, cellular component: postsynaptic density; adherens junction; postsynaptic membrane. The record is from RefSeq and is a predicted model, not a curated record.